GUUUGGGUUUGGAGCUCGAGUUGGACUACAUUACCCCCAGAAAGGUCAAACCAAAUCGAACCCCCGUAGAGCUGCAGCAUCCAUCCAUCUCCGGCCGCCGCCGUGCUGCCGGGAGGCGGGAGCAGCAGCCCGCGCGUCGUCGAGGUUAGGGUUUGAUCGCGCGAGAUGGGGACCUCCUCGGGCGCCAACUUCCACCAGCAGCAGCAGCCGCCUCCGCCGUCGUCCGCUGCGGCGGCGGGGGGAGCGCAGGGGAUGCUGCCACCGCGGCGGCCCACCGGCCUGCAGACCUCGCUGUCCCUGGCCUCCUCGGAGCAGGUCGGCUCGCCGGAGAUGCAGGAGCCCGGGUCGAACUCCGACCAGGGGCACGACUCCGCCACCGAGAGCGCCAGCUCCAGGGAGACCUGGCCCGCGGAGCCCAACCACGGUAGCGCCGCCGCGGUGGCUGCCACCGCCGUUAGCGGCGGCGGCGGCGGCGUUGGUGUGAGGAUUAUGGAGAAGGAGAAGGAGGUGGGGAAUGGUAUUCCCAAGCUUCAGGUUAUCCGCGGGGCCUCCCGCCUUGAUAGGAUGUCGCUGCGUGAGGUUGCUCGGGAGAGGGUCGAUCUAGUUGCCGAGAAAAUGAAGGUGAUGCCGGAGGAGCAUUUGGAGGAUAUGAAGAACGAGCUCAGGUCCAUUCUCGAGGGCACCGGGGGUUCUCACCACAUCGAAGAGUUCCUGUAUCUCCAGAAGUUUGUUCAGGGCAGGGGCGAUCUCACGCAGACCAUGCUUUCGCUGGCGCACCAUGUGCAGCUCGAGAUCCUUGUCGCGAUCAAGACGGGAAUCCAGGCGUUUCUGCACCCCAGCGUUACCAUUCCGCAGAGCCGCCUGGUCGAGGUCUUCUUGUACAAGAGGUGCCGGAACAUCGCUUGCCAGAGCGCUCUCCCCGCAGAGGAGUGUAGAUGCAACGUCUGUGCUAACAGGAAUGGCUUUUGCAACCUCUGCAUGUGUGUGAUUUGCAACAAGUUUGAUUUUGAGGUCAACACGUGCCGCUGGAUUGGGUGUGACUUCUGUUCUCACUGGACUCACACGGACUGUGCAAUUCGUGAUGGCCAGAUUGGGAUGGGCCAGUCAAUUAAGAGCGGUACUGGUCAUGCUGAAAUGCUUUUUAGGUGCCAGGCUUGCCAGAAAACAUCAGAGCUUUUAGGUUGGGUUAAGGAUGUUUUCCAACAAUGUGCUCCUGGUUGGGAUAGGGACGCAUUGUUGCGUGAGCUUGAGUUUGUCUGCAAGAUAUUCCGUUUAAGUGAAGAUUCAAAAGGAAGGAAAUUGUUCAGGAAAUGUGCAGAUCUGAUUGAAAGGUUACGUAAUAGUCCUGCCGAUGCCAUCAAUCCUAGGAUGAUACUGCAGCUGCUCCAAGAGCUUGAGUUGGAUUCCCCCAAGAGCACAGAAAAUGAAGAAAUAGGGCGCUUGAUCACUCCCCAGGAGGCCUGUAAUCGUAUUGCAGAGGUUGUCCAUGAAGCCGUUAAAAAGAUGGAGCUUGUCGCUGAAGAGAAAAUGCGACUCUACAAAAAGGCUCGCAUUGCUGUGGAGGCCUGUGACCGUGAGCUUGAUGAGAAGGCCAGAGAACUUCAGGAGCUGAAGGCCGAGAGGCUGCGCAAGAAGCAGCAAGUGGAUGAGCUAGAGAGCAUAGUUCGGUUGAAGCAGGCCGAGGCUGAGAUGUUCCAGCUCAAGGCAAAUGAGGCCCGUCAGGAAGCCGACAGGCUCCAGAGCAUUGCUCUUGCCAAAUCUGAGAGGGCCGAGCAGGACUAUGCCAGUCUAUACCUGAAGCGCCGCCUGGAGGAAGCUGAAGCAGAGAAGCAGUUCCUUUUCGAGAAAAUAAAGUACCAGGAGACUCAAAGGCCCAUGCAGGCGAGCGGCAGUGGUGCUGGCGAUUCAUCGCAAACGCCCAUGCUUUCCAAGAUUCACGACCUCCUCAAGAACGUCCGCAGCAUACCGCCGAAGUCGGAGGGGCAUCAAUGAAAACAAGAGCAGCAGAGCUGUUUACAAUCCAGGCUGAUGGAUCUAGUUGUUGUCGUUAUGAUGUAUGCUGAUUUCCUUCAGUGUAAAUUGUUAGCAAAAGGUGGUUGUAACAAUAUUAUUGGAGCUAACGGUGUGCAAUCGUAGGAUCCAAUAUAUACUAGCCUGGUGUUUCCAGUUGAGCAUAUUGAUGGGAAAUAGCCGAAGCACCUGCACUUUGUAGUAGCAAAAGAACUUGUCUUGUCAUGUAUGACCAUAUCUGACAUUGUUAGAUCGAAUGAUUUGUAUAAUUUGUGAUGUACCAAUGUAUGUAACCCUGUCGUUUAUUUGGUUAAAUACGGACUCUUCCUGAG
Oryza brachyantha (malo sina) is the source of this 2342-nucleotide messenger RNA. Its product is annotated as OBERON-like protein. Bases 166 to 1992 code for a protein of 608 amino acids. The transcript has 3 exons. The record is from RefSeq and is a predicted model, not a curated record. Gene Ontology annotation, cellular component: nucleus. NCBI's taxonomy places the organism in Eukaryota, Viridiplantae, Streptophyta, Magnoliopsida, Poales, Poaceae.